AUGAAUCUAUAUGAAACUGAUGAAUCAUAUCAACGAAAACAAGAAAAAUUCAAAAAACUUUCAUCUUGUUUUGAACAAAUGUUUAAUAAAGAUACACUACAUUGUUUUACUCAUUCAUUUUUAUCAUAUGGAAGUUUUCGUAUUGGUAUUAAUGGACAAGAUCUUGAUACAGUGUUUCUUUUAAAUGAACUUAAAUCAAUAGAUAAUGAAACAACAUUUGAUAGAACACUUCGUCAAUUAAAGCAUGACUCAAAUGCAUUAAAUAAUCAUAUUGUUAAUUUACUUGAAACACAAAUAAAUGUAAAUUUAAAAAAUGAAAUAAUUUAUUAUCGAAAAAUUCAAGCAUUAUUUCCAAUAAUAUCAAUUUUAUUUAAUGAUCAAACAAAAGUUGAAAUAUUUGUACAAAUUGAAAUAAAUAAAGAACAAUCUUCAAAUUUUCAACAAUCUAUACAUGGGAUAUAUGAAAUUGAACGUCUGUUUAUAUAUGUUCGUUUUCCACCUAUUUUUCAACAUCUUCUAGCAUUUAUUCGUGCUUGGGCUCAACAUGUAGGUCUUUAUGGACAAGUCUAUUGUUAUUUAGGUGGUUAUUCUUGGGCUAUCUUAUGUGCAUAUAUUUGUCAUACAUAUUUAUCACCAAUCAAAUCUCUUUCAUCAAUUGAACAUUUUUCUAUAGAUGAGUUUUUUUCGUUAGUUCAAAAAUUUUUUUCCACAUUUGCACAGUUUAAUUGGUCAUCACAAGAACUUUGUCUAUAUUCAAAAUCUUAUAAACAAAUGACUCUUUCGAAUAAAUCAUCAGUACAUAAUCGUGGAUCAAUGCGUAUUAUAUCACCAAGUCCACCAUAUAAUAAUACAGGACGUUCAACAACAAAUUCUACACGUGAUUUAAUUAUUCAAGAGUUUCAAUGUGUUCUACAAUUGCUUGAUUCAGUAAAUAUAAUUACUUGUGAAGAUAAAAUGAAUGCACUUAAACAAAUUCUUGAAUUAAAUAAUGAUUUUCCAAAUGAAAACACGAAAUCACUUCUUCAAUUAACACUUUCAAGUGAAAAUAUUCAUGAACUUGAUGAAUGGAUUGGUUGGAUAAAAUCACGUUUAGUACGUUUUGUCAAUGAUUGUGAAGAAGAAUGUCAUUUAAUUAUUCAAACACAAUGUUCAAUUGAAUACCAAUCAAAUAAUACCGAAGCAUUCUAUUCUCUUGCUUUUCAACUUGAUUCACAAACAUUAGAUCAACAUCAAAACUUUUUUCGGUGUUUAAAGAAAUGUCUUCAUCAAUUUAAUUUAUAUCCAAAUCGAAAAAAAUCAAUGAAAGUUUCAUAUAAAAUAGUCUCAAUACAUGAUUGGAAACUUGAACGAAUGCAACCGAAAUUACAAAGAAUAAUAAAAUGA
This is a messenger RNA of Rotaria sp. Silwood2, 1383 nucleotides long. NCBI's taxonomy places the organism in Eukaryota, Metazoa, Rotifera, Eurotatoria, Philodinida, Philodinidae. The record is from the annotation of a GenBank genome assembly.